Plectropomus leopardus (leopard coralgrouper) is the source of this 1392-nucleotide messenger RNA. It is a transcript of the gene s100t, whose product is annotated as S100 calcium binding protein T. NCBI's taxonomy places the organism in Eukaryota, Metazoa, Chordata, Actinopteri, Perciformes, Serranidae. Gene Ontology annotation, molecular function: calcium ion binding; transition metal ion binding; calcium-dependent protein binding. The record is from RefSeq and is a predicted model, not a curated record. Gene Ontology annotation, cellular component: cytoplasm.
AGAAGCAGAUUUUUAAGGUUUGCAGCUAAUGCAAAGCGAUGUCUGUAGGCAGACUUUGUGCAGAUCAGAAACAAAGCCAGGAAGACCUUUCUGUUUAUUCACUGAUAACUUCUGGAACUUUAAUCUAUCUUGACCGCAGCUUGUGAAGAAUGUCUUUCAGAUAACAUUUUUACUGAUUCACCCACUGAUUCAUGAACAUAAGAAACACUGUCUAUGAGGAGAAACCGAUGUAAGAUGUGACUGACAAUUAGGAAAAGUCUUCACAGUUCAGAGGUGAUGCAGGUUCAAGAAAGGCAAAGACUUACACCUGUCUCUGGUGUUUUCUGCCAUCCGGAGGAGCUAAAGUAAAAGCUGGAUCAGGUUGCCUCUGCGUGUCCUGGUUACAUCUCCUCCACCGUUUCGGCUGUUUCACCAGCUUAGAGUUUCACUCUUAUCAGCUGGCUCACAUGUCCGGCUGCUGACUACGUUCCUGACUCCCAGAGGUGCUCUCGCUGAGGCAAAGCAACAAACAGAUUGAGGAUCAGUUUAAUCUGUAGCAGAAUCUUAUCGGGACAACUGGCAGACAGGAAACACUCCUGAUGAGGAAACAGGAGCAGAGAUGACUCCAGGGGGCUGUGCAGGGUUUCCGACCUCUCCUGACACUAGAUAGAUGAAAACUAGACUCGACGAGAUAGACAGACCCCAUAGAAGAUCAGUCUGUAGUGAUUUGCCGUUGCAUGAGUAUUUCUCCAUGCGGUCUGUCUAAAACAAAAACAAUGUCUUUGCCCAACUCAGAGAACAACUCCACCCUGGAGAACGCCAUGCAGCUCAUGAUCCAGACCUUCCAUAAGUACUCUGGAAACGAGGGCGACAAAUACACACUGAGCCGGGCCGAGCUCAAAGAGAUGCUAACCACAGAGCUGGGCAACUACCUGGGGAAUGCCCAGGACAAGGAGGCAGUGGAUAAGGUUAUGGGAGACCUGGAUUGCAACAAUGAUGGGGAGGUAGACUUCACCGAGUUCAUCAUACUGGUCGGAGCUCUUACUGUGGCCUGCAACGACUUCUUCCUGGAGUACAACGACAAGGGAGAGAAGAAGAAGUGAGCACGCCCCGCUGUGUGAAGACAUCCACUCUGCACAAACGCUCCAGGGAGGAAAUAGUUCGGACGGGAGAGAAGGACAUCCUGUCGUGGACUUCAGAAAUACACACACACACGUAUAAUAGUGACACAAGCAGUAAAUGUGUGGUGUUUGUGUAUUUGUCUGCAAUGUCCAAUCCAUUACUACCUGUAUUUACUGUGAAAUGAAAACCUGGAGAGUUUAAGUCAGUUGAUGAUCUGUCUUUUUUUUCUUUUCAUGUAUUUUGUAAUACAUUCAAGAAAAGGAAUUUCUCCCUGGAAAGAAUAAAUGUGAC